GUUUCCCUUUCAUGUGUGCUGGUUGUGUGUGCUUGCUUCUUUUCCCGUGAGUGAACUGCGCCGCCAUAUUAAAGUGAGACAAAAGAACCUUCCUUGACUGGUGUGCUGGUGCCUGCCUGUGUUGUUCACCGCUGAAACGGACGAAAAUUAGAACGGGUCCGAACAACGUGAGUUUUUGCGUGCGUGAUUUGUUUUGGGGGACGCCGCGACACCAAAAACCGGAAGCGGCCAGCUCAAUCCCGUGUGUGUGUGUCCCAAGCCAAGCCAGAGUGAAGCAAACCGCUUCGUUCGGGGCCGUGACACAGGCAGAUGCUUGUUUAUUAGCUAAGCGAAACGGCCGCUUAAAAGGCAAAACGUCGAUGCAAGCGAUCGCCCCGCUAAGGAGAGCAGCGGUCAUCAUCAUAUUUCGUCACAGAUUUUGCCCCAUUCCGGAACACCACACACGGAUCCGAUGAUGCGGCAGCAGAGCACCAGCAGCAGCCUGUAAUGACGAUGAGAGAGACGCACUCAUACACGUGUGCACGGUUUGCGACGCGCAUGAGACGGCGAACGGCGAAGAAACAAAAAUCGGGAACAGUUUGAUGGUGUGCGUGAGCUUGCUUCACGCUCAAGCGAAACACGGAGCAAAGCCGCGAGAGCGAGUUAGCAAAUGGCCGCACGCGCGCGCUCAUCACCGUCACGUAUUCGCACCAGCAGUAGCAGUGGAAAAGAAUUCGUAUUAUAGUCCGAGCGGCGGCCAGAAAUUAUGCUUAAACUAUCUGCAUCGUGAGGACGAUCGUAGAAAGUAUUCCCAGGCACACUCACUGUGCAUCCUGUGCGUGCGUGUGACUGCACCGUAAGAAGACAUGUUUACCGCAAACAACAUCCAAUCGGCGACGGGCACACCAAUCGGCAUACAGUACCAAACGACCACCGCCACCGACAUCAACAAAGGCAACAAGCUGGAGGGCCAAAAGACAAAUCAGCAGGCGCCGGAGUUUUCCACGUUCUACGCCAAUGUGAAUAUGAUACAAAAGCUAACGCCAACGUCGCAGGCGUUGAGCACGGUUAAUCUGGCGCAGCUGUCCGAUGAGACCAAGACGGUACAGUACUUGCAACCGUUCGGGUAUGCAAACUGUGCGCUGGUCAACCAGAUGCCGAUCCCGAAUGGCGUUACCGGGAUCACGGUCGAUGGACGCCAGCUCGUCGUCAACAAGCCCAUUACGAACACCAUAUCCAACAUCAGCUUCAAGUGCGAUGUGUGCGGUUUGAUGUUCAACCACCUAACGCUGCUGAACCAUCACAAGCGUACCCACAACCAGGAUGGGGAAACGACAUCGGAUGCCAUUACGGUAGUAACGCAAGCUCAGAAUUUAGUGCAGGCACAAAAUCUCAUCUCCGAAACGGGUCAAAACCUUGGUCAGAUUCAGAUUGUCGCCACGGAAGCGCUCGAUCCGGCCCCGCAACAGCAGCAGCUGCAGCACGCCCAGGACGCUCAGCAGCAGCAGCAGCAGCAGCAAGCACAGGCCCAGGCGCAGGCACAGGCUCAACAGCAAGCGCAACAGCAGGCCCAGCAGCAAGCGCAGCAACAGGCCCAGCAGCAAGCGCAACAGCAGCAGCAGCAGCAGCAGCAGCAACAGCAGCAACAAGUCACAACACACACCACCAAGGCGGACAAAUCCCAGAAAUGCAUCUCCUGCAACGGGCCCAUCCACAACAACCCGAAGCGAAAGGGACCGAAGCUGAUUCGCUGCGAAACCUGCAUCAGCAACGAUGGAGCACAACCGGUCGCCAGACCGACACAAAUCUUCGUUGCACCGGACGGGGACAUCAAGUUCGAGAUCGGUGAAAUACCGAACGCAUCCAACAGCAACUCGUCGAUGGACUCGCUGAUGCCGGGACAGAUGAACACGAUCAAGGCGGAGCAUACGCUCGUGCCGCAGCAGAAUGCGCAUCCGGUGAAAAAACGUAAUUUAGCAACUGUUACCAAAUGUAACAAAUGUAACGGUUCUGGUGUAAUUAUAGUUGGUGGCCAGAAGAAACUCAUGCACCAAUCGCAAAUCCAUCAACAACCUGAAAAGCCGUUCACCUGCAACACGUGCGGAGGACGAUUCUCGCGCUAUUCCAGCCUGUGGUCCCACAAGAAGCUGCACACGGGCGAAAAGAAUUACAAAUGUAAUGUGUGCGGUAUAGCGUUCGCGAAGGCCGUUUAUCUGAAGAACCAUAUGCGCAUCCACACCGGCGAAAAGCCCUACAAAUGUGGCACCUGUGGCAUGCAGUUCUCGCAGUCACCCCAUUUGAAGAAUCACGAGCGAACUCACAGUGGAGAGAAGCCGUAUGUCUGUGAGGUAUGUGACAAAGGCUUUGCGCGUCACGCCACACUCUGGAACCAUCGGCGUAUCCACACCGGUGAAAAACCUUACAAAUGCAAUCGCUGCCAGUCCGCCUUCAGUCAGGCUGCGCAUCUAAAGAAUCACGAAAAGGUACACUCCGGCUUAAAACCGUUCAAGUGUGACAUCUGUUCGGCCGCGUUUGCCGAUCGGUUCGCUCUCAAAAGGCAUCGCGGUAUUCACGAAAAAUAUGGUCAAACUACGCCACUGCAUCAGAACCAACAGCAACAGCAGCAGCAAGCGACCCAGCAAGUGGUCACCCAGCAGGUGGUCCACAAGGAGGAAGUGAUCGAAAUGGAAGAAAAGCCACGGGAUGUUAUCAUCGGAAUGUAGAAACGUUCAGGCAAAUGUGACGGCGCAUUCCGAUCGAUAUCGGAAUCAACUAUGGGCGGUGUCAGUGACCGAAAGCUACUAGCAGAAAAACGCAUCAGCAUCGUCGUUUGAACGAAAUGAGUGAAAGUGUGAGAUGAGCAUUUUGUGAGAAGGAUAUAUGGAAACCCCGAACCGGAACGAACGAUAACAUCCACGGACUAAUGUAAAUGCAUUAAGAUAUGUAAGAUUUUUAGCAGCGUCUAGAGAAGGUAGUAGAUUAUUAGUAAACAGUUCUUUGCUGUUGCACAUUGUUAAGAAUCCCUUUUCCAGCCUCUCCCCCCAAGAGGAGGUUGCUCCCUGGAGCUUCAUUGCAAAAAAUGCUCUUCCUUUCGUUCGUUACAAUUACACAGUGUGGAAGACCGGUACCGGUAUCCUUAAACAAUUCUGGAAGUAAUUCGAGACGAUGCGUCUAAAUGUGCUUCCCUUCCCGCCACGCGAUUUUCAGUUCAACAGCAGAUGGCGAACGCACACAUCAGAGCUAGUUUCCUCCAAUUUUAACCCAGUUUCCCUUAAUCUUUUUUUUUUGCAGGCAGGCUGAUUUUCGCCUGUAAAAUCUACUGUACCAAUACGGUUUCGAUGGUACAAUUUUAAAAUAGUGGAACAGAAAAAGAUACCCAUCUAGAUUGUACGAUCAGUUGCCACUGAAUGCAAUCUUACUUCAUUUUUUAGUUCACUGGUUUCGUGUAUAACGAAACGAAAGGGCCGGUUCACAAAUCCCAUCCAGAGCAAAAGCAAAUGUUGGCCAAAAUCCUCUCGAGGUUGCUGGUGCCAGCGAGAAGGUGUCCAUAAUGAGGUAAUUGAAACACAAACAACCACACAUACACAUUUUGAGGUAAAAAACAAGAAAGGUAGGUGUUAUUAACUUAACGACGGAAUAAGUAAUAGGUGCAUUUCAUUGGUAUAUGCAACAAGUAUGUAUGAUUAAAGCAAUUAAUAUUAUGAUAAUUUCUAUAUUUGUAAUCAUGUUUUGUGUUGGCCGCUGCCGCUCGCAAGCUGGCCGUCGUAAUCGUAAUAAGAGACAGCAAGACAACAACAUCCGCAUCAUUUGUUAAGAAUCUGUGGUUUUUCGAUUGUAAUAUUGUGUACAGCAAUGUACAACGUUCGUUAUAAAAAGCGUUACAAAACAUAUUUAAGUGUUGACACACAGUAAAACAAAUAGCAACAGAAGGUCAGCCUGAGGUCAAGCAUGUCUCUUCUCUUCACUCCCAAUGCCAAUGUUUCCUUGUUGGGAUUUGGGCACAAGUAUUCACCUGGGCGGAUGUGUAAAGGGGCGCUGGCCGUUAAUGGUGUCUCUCUGGUUCCCAUUUUUGAAUUGGUCAUCCAUUAGAAUAAUCUCUGCACGUUAUUACGCUACUACCGACAAUUUUCAUAACCCGGAUACCCAUGUAAAUAGUCUUUUAAAUGUUACACGGUGAAAACAUACACUCUCCGCGGCACACCACUAUUUCACAUUGUCACAUUUGUAAAAAAAAAGCAAAUUGAAACAAAGCAUUGAAGCUCAUCCUUAAGCAAACAAUAAAGCAACAAUAUCUCUCAAGAGGGAGAGGUAGACAUUA
Anopheles stephensi (Asian malaria mosquito) is the source of this 4297-nucleotide messenger RNA. It is a transcript of the gene Clamp, whose product is annotated as zinc finger protein 2. The transcript has 11 exons. Gene Ontology annotation, cellular component: nucleus. Gene Ontology annotation, biological process: regulation of transcription by RNA polymerase II; central nervous system development. The coding region runs from base 846 to 2702 and encodes 618 amino acids. The record is from RefSeq and is a predicted model, not a curated record. Lineage: Eukaryota; Metazoa; Arthropoda; Insecta; Diptera; Culicidae. Gene Ontology annotation, molecular function: DNA-binding transcription factor activity, RNA polymerase II-specific; RNA polymerase II cis-regulatory region sequence-specific DNA binding.